Capsicum annuum is the source of this 1052-nucleotide messenger RNA. Its product is annotated as V-type proton ATPase subunit D. Lineage: Eukaryota; Viridiplantae; Streptophyta; Magnoliopsida; Solanales; Solanaceae. Gene Ontology annotation, cellular component: vacuolar membrane; proton-transporting V-type ATPase complex. The record is from RefSeq and is a predicted model, not a curated record. Gene Ontology annotation, molecular function: proton-transporting ATPase activity, rotational mechanism.
UUGGCAAAAUGUCCGGGCAAAGUCAGCGUUUGAAUGUUGUUCCCACAGUUACGAUGCUUGGAGUUAUUAAAGCUCGCCUUGUUGGAGCAACAAGAGGCCAUGCUUUACUGAAAAAGAAAAGUGAUGCUUUGACUGUGCAGUUCCGUCAGAUUUUAAAGAAAAUAGUAUCAACAAAGGAAUCAAUGGGAGAUGUCAUGAAAAAUUCCUCCUUUGCUCUGACAGAGGCAAAAUAUUCUGCUGGUGAGAACAUCAAGCACGUUGUCCUUGAAAAUGUCCAGAAUGCAACUCUUAAAGUUCGAUCUCGACAGGAAAAUAUUGCUGGGGUGAAGCUCCCCAAAUUUGAGCAUUUCUCUGAAGGAGAGACCAAGAAUGACCUGACUGGAUUAGCUAGAGGGGGGCAACAGGUACAAGCCUGCCGUGCUGCUUAUGUGAAAUCUAUUGAAUUGCUUGUUGAGCUUGCGUCGCUGCAAACAUCAUUCUUGACUCUCGAUGAGGCAAUCAAAACCACAAAUCGGAGGGUCAACGCCUUGGAGAAUGUUGUGAAGCCUCGGUUGGAGAAUACAGUUACUUACAUCAAGGGGGAACUUGAUGAAUUGGAAAGGGAAGACUUUUUCCGUCUGAAGAAGAUACAAGGUUACAAGAAGAGGGAGGUAGAGAAACAGGCGGCCGCUGCCAGGCUAUAUGUAGAGGAGAAGGCUGCCGAAGAAAUUUCUUUGAAGAGAGGUAUUACACUUCGUUCAGCCCAUAACUUACUGUCCCACUCUUCACAGAGAGAUGAGGACAUUAUUUUCUGAUUAGGAGGUCAGCUUUUUAUAUAAGUUAUGUUUAUUGUCUAAUAUAGGAAUGGAUAAUAUUCUCGGAUUGAGAUAUUUUCCUUGUCCAAUAAGAGCUCUAUGCAUGUUUGUACUUAGUGAGCUCUAUGGGGAGCUGCCUCAUUGGCUAGUUAUGUGUUUUUUUUUCAAUUUUUUGAUUCAAUGACAUCCUUGUACUUGUUUUCCCUGGGAGAGCUGUUGGAUGGAAAUUUUAUUUUGAACACUGAAAAGCUUAUCUUC